Molecule: messenger RNA, 480 nt
Organism: Polychytrium aggregatum
Lineage: Eukaryota; Fungi; Chytridiomycota; Chytridiomycetes; Polychytriales
Exons: 1
Coding region: 1-480 (159 amino acids)
Molecular function (GO): protein binding
Source: RefSeq, a predicted model, not a curated record
AUGAUAGCCAGAUGCUACAUCGGCGGGUUCGGAACCAGCAAAAACGAAGUCGGAGCUGUGAAAAUAUUGCUCGAACUCUCGGCACAGGGAUACUGCGCAAGUCAGUGCGUUCUUGCAAGCUGCUAUCAAAUGGGCUAUUGCCUGCCCAAAGACGGCACAAAAGCAUUCGAGUGGUACAGGGAAGCGGCAGACCAAGGAUACGCUAUUGCUCAAAUCAACCUCGGUUUCUGCUACUACAACGGUCAAGGUGUCGCCCAGGACUACGCCAAGGCUGUCGAGUGGUGGACCAAGGCGGCAAGCCAAGGGAAUGCAGCUGCCCAGUGCGUCCUUGGCUUCUGCUACGAGAACGGCGAAGGUGUCGCCCAGGACUACGCCAAGGCUGUUGAGUGGUUCACCAAGGCUGCCCGUCAGGGGGAUGCAAAUGCUCAAAAUUGGGUCGGCAUCUGCUACUACAGUGGACUCGAAGCGAGGAUACGGUGA